This is a messenger RNA of Parnassius apollo (apollo), 306 nucleotides long. The record is from the annotation of a GenBank genome assembly. Lineage: Eukaryota; Metazoa; Arthropoda; Insecta; Lepidoptera; Papilionidae.
AUGACGUGUUCUUACAAAGUUGCCUGUUUUCUGCUGGGAUUUUUGCUAUUUGAAAGUUAUGCCUUCGCAACCGAAAAGAGUUUUCGACAGAAACGCUGCAUUGUUGUCCAAAAGCAAUCAGGAACUCAUGGCGAUAGCACUGAAGACGGUGGUGGUGACGAAGAUCGAUCCUCUGAGCCCAGGGACUUCAAACCUCAUAGGAAAAGGGUUCAAGACCCGCUAGAAAACAUACAUCACGAUGUAGAGGUAAAACAACUUUUAUUUAUUAAAAACAAAUAUAAAAGGGAGAAUGUGUAUUUGAAGUAA